Chlorocebus sabaeus (green monkey) is the source of this 3144-nucleotide messenger RNA. The record is from RefSeq and is a predicted model, not a curated record. NCBI's taxonomy places the organism in Eukaryota, Metazoa, Chordata, Mammalia, Primates, Cercopithecidae.
ACGGUGGUGGUGACGGUGCUGGGAGACCCCGCGUGCGCUUUCCCCUUGAGAUGUAAACCGGGAACGGAGAAGGGGCUGAGGGGAGAAAGGAUAUGGCCUCCCCCACGAGUCCAUGGGCAGUGACUGUGGCCCGACCCGAAAACGACCCUCUUCUCAAAAGGGACCAUCACCGCCCCGAGCGCGCGCACAGAGACCGGUCGGAGGCGAGAAUUGGUCUUUUCAGGGCACAGUUCAGCUCCUCUGUGGAUGCGUCCCCAGAUCGCAGGAUUUCCAAGAAAUCGAGCCUGUCCCUUGUGCACUUGGGAAUAAUUCCCCAAGACAGCACUUCGGGAUUCCGGGUUAUCCUGAGGCUGCCCGGGACUUUUCCAGCUCUCCAGCCCCAGGUCUCCUGACAUUGUGUUCCAGGCUGCGGGCUAAGCCAGACAGUGUUUGCCUCCCGUUCUUUCCACCGAGGGAAGCGAACGCCACCCCCACCCGCCUUUGCCUCCAAGUCUCCCUCGCUGGCAGAAGGGAAGCCGACCUGGUCCCGGGAGGAAGAUGGCGCAGCGAUUUCGAAUUUUAGAGCUGGAUCUUUGUCUCAUGGAUGCUCUUAGGAGACCCACCAAGCACCAACCCCUGAUAUUGCAACUGGACCCCUCGACCUGGAUGAAUGUAUUCUUUUCAGCAACCAUAUGCUCCCUCCUGUUACCAGGUAAGGUAAGAAGCAAUUCCUCUGCCUAGCAGCUCUGCUGAGUGAAAUAUCAGGAGGUCCCACCCAAGCUUUCUCUUGCGUGUAGCCUAUAUCCAGCAUGGGAGUACAGGCUAAUCCUGCAGUUGGCCAGCCUCUUGUCCUCUGGAUAUCCUGGGAGUGAAUCCCAAUGAAGGAAUCUCCAGUGGUUUCCUGAAGCCCUUUGUGCUAGGCCUGAGGUGAGACAGAACUGCCCCAUCUUAUGCCCAGGAGACCUGGGAAGACUCACAGUGCACCACCGUCCUCAAAAAUUCUCUCUCCCUGUAGGCUGUGGUCUGAAUCUUUGUGUCUUCCUAAAAUUCAUAUUUUGAAAUCCUAACCCCCUAGGUGAUGAUAUUAGAAGGUGGGGCCUUUCAGGAGUUGACUAAAACAUGGGGGAAAAGCCCUCACAAAUGAAUUAGUUCCCUUAUAAAAUAAGUCCAAGGAAACUUGCUCACUUCUAACACCAUGUGAGGACACAGCGAGAAGGCACCAUCUAUACGCCAGAAAGCAGUCCCUCACCAGACAUAGAUCUGCUGGCACUUUGAUCUUGGACUUCCCACCCUCCAGAACUGGGAGAAAUAAAUGUAUAUUGUUUAUAAGCAACACAGUUUAUGGUAUUAUAUCAUAGCAGCCCAAACAGACGUUGUAUUUCCUCAAUGUUGGUUUAAGAGUUGUCUAAACCAGUUUCCUAUUAUUAUACUGUGGAUGUUUCUAGCUCUCAGUAUAGCAUUCCACCUCUUUUAUAUCUCCAGUGACUUAGUCAAGGCAUCUAGUUGAACACCCUGUUAUUUAAAGAAACCAGCAUUCACUGGCUGUUCCCAGUUCCAGGGACUCAGGUGGCUUCAUAAUUUGUCCUGUUUCCUUGCACUUAGGAAAAGUACUGACAGCUCGUAAUUGGUUGUAUUUCUUAGGAUAUUUGCAUUUAAACUAGAAGUAAUGCUUUAUUUUCUUGGUAUAAUUUGUCUUACAUUUUUGAAAGUAAUAGCUAUUCAUUAAAUUACAUUUGAAAAUGCAGGAAGAAAGAAAAAAAUUGUCUAUAAUUCUACCACUCAUAUAAUACCACUAUUCACAUAUGGGUACUUUCCUCUACUAACCUUUCAAAGCAUGUCUCAAUUUUAAUUGUAUUCACACAAAUACAAUUUUAUAUCAUACAUUUUACUUAUUAAUAUGCUAUUAGCAUCACCAAUGUCAACAUAAACUCUAUGUAAACAUCAAUUUAAUGGUUGCAAAGUAUUAUAUCAACUGGAUAUGCCAUGACUUAUUUAAUCACUGUAUUUAUUGUUAAAUAUUUGCAUUGUUUACACUGUUUAGUAUUGAAAACCAUGCUGCAAUAAGUAUCUUUGGAUAGAUCCUUUUUUGUUUAUUUUGGGCUAUUUCCUUAGAAUAUAUUUCUGGAUAUGGAGUCACUGAGUAAAUGAACAUGGAAGAUUUUAGGAUACACACACUGUUUUGCAAAAAACUAACAUAUGCCUAUGUUCAUGGCCUAUCACAAUCAUUGAUCUGUGAAAUCUCACAUUCUUUAUUGAUUGAUUUCUUUUUAUUUACGAUCUUAAUUUUCAUCCCCCUCAUCUUCAUCAUAGGACCCCAGUCUAAUUUGCUUAAUAUAUACCUCUUUAUUUGUACAUCGUCAUAUUAGCAAGAAUUUUUGUGCGUACAUACUGUAAAUGCACACAAAUGAUGAUGUUGUGCUAUGGAUCUCAUGGUGUUUCUCUUUUUUUCACCUAGCACUCGGUUUUUAAGAUCUAUUUACACUAUAGAUCCAUCUCAGACUACUGAGUGCUGCCUGAUUUGCUUCGAUGCAUCCAUUAUGCUAUACUUCUCUAACUAGUAGACUUCUCUGGACUGCAUCUAGCUCUGCACUACAACAAAUAGUGCUGCUAUCAUUUUCCCUGGUCCUUGCCACCUCAUGGGUAAGGUGUAUAUAUAUGUGUGUGUGUAUAUAUAUGUAUAUAUACACACACCUAUCUGUACUAAGUACUGCCUGAUUGCUUUCCAGAGUGAUUCCUCUAGUCUGUGUUCCCAGCAGCUGUGCAUAUGAGUCUCUGUAACCACAAUUCCCAUCCAUACUUGGCAUUAUCCAUCUUCCUAAUUUUCCCACUCUGGCAGUUGGAAAGUGAUAUCUCGUGGUUGUUUGCAUUUGUAUUUCCCUAAAUACCAGUGAGUUUGAGCAUCUUUUCAUAUGUUUGUUAGUCAUUUGUGUUUCUCUAAUCUGAUUUGCCUGUUUAUAUCUUUGUCCAUUUAUCUGAUAGGGUUUUCAUUUUUUUCUCAUUAUCAUAAAUAUUAAUAACGUAUUUUACAUUUUUGAUAGAAUUUUAUAUUUUUUGAGAAAAUCUUGUGGUUUUGUUUAAUAGGUUGAUUCACAGAUCUCUUUGUUAUAUCUAAGUUGAAUGUACAUAUUGUAAAUUGGUGAUAAAUUUAUUUUUUGAUAAAUGCUA